Messenger RNA from Oncorhynchus masou masou (cherry salmon), 3317 nucleotides. Its product is annotated as fibroleukin-like. The transcript is spliced from 6 exons. The record is from RefSeq and is a predicted model, not a curated record. Lineage: Eukaryota; Metazoa; Chordata; Actinopteri; Salmoniformes; Salmonidae. Bases 559 to 1836 code for a protein of 425 amino acids.
GAUAGAUUGUGUGAAGGCGUGUGUCCAUGCGUGCGUGUGUGUGAAUCAGGGGGUGGGUGCAUUAGUGCAUGUCAGACAGCAAAGAGAGCCGCAGUUAUCUAGGAAUCUGAGUCAAAGGAACCUCACUAACAGAGACAGGGAGAGAGAGAGUGAGAGAGAGAGAGAGAGAGAGAGAGGGGGAGAGAAAUAGGGAAGAGAGAAGUGGAGAGGAUGAAAGAGGCAUGCAGAUAGAAAGACAGACAGAGAAGAAGAAGUUGAAGGUAACACAGAAAUAGAAGAAGGUUAUGGGAAAAGUGUGGAGGAACACCAUCAAAGGCUUCAAACAAAGCAUCAAGCGGAGCAGAAACCCAUCAAGAAGACCAAAAGAAUACUCAAAAGAAGAGCGUCACUAAAGACUUGUCGGCACCCAAGUCCAAGAGGCUGGCAAGGCAGAACAGCUGUAAGGUGAAAACCAGUGUCAGGGGGACAGUAAACGGAAAAACACAGAGGUGUAGUGUCUGAGAGACUGGAUUCUGCCCCGAAUUCUGCAGCUUUUCACAUUCUUUUAGGAUUCUUCCCAUGUUUCCAUUAGGCUCUCUCGGCGUGCUCCCCCUGCUGUCCCUGUGUGUAGGGGCCAUGUUGUCCCCCCCGGAUGCACCUCCAGCCUGUCCCCACUGCAAGGACAGUCUGGUGGCCGCUCCACCUGCGAGGACAGGGUCAGGGGGAUGUGAGGGACGCCCUGGGAUGGCAGGCUGCAGGGUGGCGGUCGCCCCCCUGGCUGCCUCUGACCCACCUCUGAGGGUGGAACACAGACAUGAAGCUCGACAGGUUCAGCCCGAGUCCAGGGAUGUGUCGGAGCGUCUGGUCCAGUUGCAGCGCUGUAUGAAUUCCCUCCAGGAGCCAGGGGUCCCCAGGGGCCGUGUAGGCCAGGGAGGGGACACGCUGGGGGCCAUUCUGGCUCUGAUGGCUGCAGUACUGACAGAGUGUGACCUACACUGUCACAGUCAGGCCCUCAGGGCUAUGGCCAGGCGACUGGAGGGGGCAGCGGUUGGGAGAGAGGGAGAGAAAGACCUGAUACUACUGUUGAGGAGCAUCACACAACACCCUCCAACAGAAUAUACAGCUGUAAGAGCGCGAGUGUGUGUUGCAGCGGUCCCCUCAGCGAGGCUGCAUCCUCAGGACUGUGCUGAGAUCUAUCGUUUGGGGAUCAAAGAGAACGGAAUCUACACCAUCCAGCCUGACCCACGCAGACCUGCAAUGGAGGCAGAGUGUGACAUGGAGACAGCAGGCGGGGGGUGGACAGUGUUCCAGCGUCGGCGAGAUGGCUCAGUGGACUUCAACCGGACGUGGCAGGAGUACCGCGAGGGUUUUGGUUCCCCACAGGGAGAAUACUGGCUGGGGAACGCAGCGCUGCAUGCGCUAACCAACACUGGUCAACACCUGCUGCGUAUACAACUGGAGGACUGGCACCAGCAGAAACGCCAAGCCACCUACAACACUUUCAGAGUGGCAGCAGAGGCACAGAGGUACCGUCUGACAGCACGGGAGUACUCUGGUGACGCGGGCAAUGCCCUGAGCUACAGCAAACGCUACAACCACGACGGCCGAGCGUUCAGCACCAACGACCGUGACCACGAUCGCUACACGUCAGGGAACUGUGCGGAGUACUAUGGUGCAGGCUGGUGGUUCGACGCCUGCCUGGCGUCUAACCUGAAUGGACUCUUCUACCGCGGGCGCUACAGUGGGCUGACUAAUGGCAUAUACUGGGGCACCUGGUACAUCCUGACAGACAUUCACAGCGGAGAGCGCUACUCCUUUAAGAGUGUGGAGAUGAAGACACGCCCACGCAACUUCUAAUGAAGACUGACCUGGGAGCUAGUAGAUAAACAUACCCAAACAUAAUUCUUUUUCAGGAGAUGGCCAUAAACAAUAACUGGUAAUGUUGCAUAGUUAUAGAAAGGUCUGGAUCUCACCUUUCGGUAAAAAAAUGGUUAUAAAUUGCUGAGAUAUACUCACUUGUGAGGACACAAGCUCAAUUACAUAGUACAAAUAUUAUGAAAAUAUAAAAAAUGAUUAUGAAAUUAUUUAGUAUUUUUUCAUGUUGAGAUCUCUAAAUCCGGUUGAGAUUAUCACAGUGACAUGAACCACAAUUGUUGGGUACGCUAGACUGUUACUGUUCAUAUGCCGCCUCCCAGGCUGGACUCUGUCACUCAUAAGCAGAGCGAAUCCAUUCUUUGUCUGUAUAGGCCAGAGAAUGUGACAUGUCACUCCCCAUUCAAAUGUGGGGUCUGAUACCUGACACUUCAAGUCAGCUCCGUUGAGAGAGUGGUAGCGCAGAGUAGACAGAUGGGGCUUUCUGACAAUAUAUGGCACGGGACCCUACGACAUUCACAGAACGCUUUGUACCCCAAAAUCAGUUGGAACAUGUCCCGAACCGCUCAAAGUCUCAAAAUAUAGGGGACUUAACAUCUUCAAAUGAAAACAUAGGACUACUCCACAAUACUCUGAGCCAUGGUACUGUAUAUGCAAAUCUAGGGUGGGGAACAUUAGCCUGGUCCCAAUCUGUUUGUGCUGUCUUGCCAACUCCUAUAGUCAUGUCACUCCAAACAAUAUUAGCAAGACCACACAAACAUAUCUGGGACCAGGCUAGGGAAACCCUAAACUGGCUGCAGAGUGUGUGAAGGUUAUUGUUACUCAGCUAAUGACUGGAUGUUUGAUUCACUGGAUAAUGUUGGGAUAGUGAGCCAGUUUUUCCAGGUGUAAAUAUGGUGCUAAAUGGAAAACUGGUCAGAUGACUCUGUCCUCAUCAAGUCAAAUCAACAUGGCCAUUAAAGCAAGAUUGUUCUUCAAAAUGUUCAAAUGUUCAUAGAUGACCAGCAGGGUCAAAUAAUAAUCUCAGUGGUUAUAGAGGGUGCAACAGGUUUUUCACCUUAGGUGUAAAUGUCAGUUUGCUUUUCAUAGCUGAGCAUUUAGAGGUCAAGAGAGACAGAGACAGAGACAGAGACAGAGACAGAGACAGAGAGAGAGAGAGAGAGAGGGUUGAAAACUAGGUCCAGGACAAGGUAGCGUUUAUGAUUGAAGUAUGUAUUGAAAUUGAAUUACACCAUUAACCAGCAGAAUCUGUGACCCUAAAGGCUCAUGGGCUCCUGCUUCAUUUGUAUUAUCCCUCAUUCAAGUCAUGUACCAUGCAGCAUCUUUUUCUUUUGUGAGAUUAAAACAACUGUAAAGUUUUCAUAUAUAUGUUAUGCAAAUCUUUCAACAAAAAUGUAAUGUAGAAAUGCGCAUUAACAAUCAUGUCUGUAGAGAAAUUACUCUUGAAAUAAAUUGCUAUGACUUCA